Molecule: messenger RNA, 793 nt
Organism: Lutzomyia longipalpis
Lineage: Eukaryota; Metazoa; Arthropoda; Insecta; Diptera; Psychodidae
Gene: RpS9
Product: 40S ribosomal protein S9
Exons: 4
Coding region: 127-711 (194 amino acids)
Biological process (GO): translation; positive regulation of translational fidelity
Cellular component (GO): cytosolic small ribosomal subunit
Molecular function (GO): structural constituent of ribosome; rRNA binding
Source: RefSeq, a predicted model, not a curated record
CGAACUCUCGGGUUUUCGAAAAUAUCGCAAAAGUCACGACAAUUUCCGGCUUCUUUCUUUUCUCCACGCGACACAGAAGAACGUGGACUGUUUAUCAAGUUUUCCCAAAAAAGGUGAAUUGACAGGAUGGUGAACCAGAGGAUUCCAUCUGUCUUCUCCAAGACCUACGUGACCCCACGUCGGCCAUACGAGAAGGCACGUCUUGACCAGGAGUUGAGAAUCAUCGGAGACUACGGUCUAAGGAAUAAGCGUGAAGUAUGGAGGGUCAAGUACACGCUCGCCAAGAUCCGGAAAGCCGCUCGUGAGCUUCUCACGCUGGAAGAGCGUGACGACAAGCGUCUUUUCCAAGGAAAUGCCCUUUUGAGACGUCUCGUACGUAUUGGUGUACUCGAUGAGUCCCGCAUGAAGCUCGAUUAUGUUUUGGGUUUGAAAAUUGAGGAUUUCCUGGAGCGUCGUCUGCAGACUCAGGUGUUCAAACUUGGACUGGCCAAGUCCUACCAUCAUGCUCGUGUACUCAUCCGUCAGAGACACAUUCGUGUCCGUAAGCAGGUGGUUAACAUCCCAUCAUUUAUUGUCCGUCUGGACUCGCAGAAGCACAUUGACUUCUCAGUGAAGUCACCCUUCGGUGGUGGCCCACCUGGUCGUGUCAAGAGGAAGAACCUGAAGAAGGAUCAAGGUGGUGCAGCAGCUGAGGAAGAGGAAGAAGAUUAAGCCAAAAAGUGGCCGAAUGCAUUUUAUUCACAAAAAAAAUGUAUAAAAUGCAAUCAGAAUAAAGUCUCUUCUUUGACGAGGA